Molecule: messenger RNA, 867 nt
Organism: Macrosiphum euphorbiae (potato aphid)
Lineage: Eukaryota; Metazoa; Arthropoda; Insecta; Hemiptera; Aphididae
Source: the annotation of a GenBank genome assembly
AUGGAAUCAACUACUAAUCAAAAGUCAUCAUUUGAUUUGUCUUUUAAAACAAAAUUUAAAGAAAUUAAUGACAUGUUAAUUAGUAUUGAGAACAACUGUAUCGAAACCGAUAAUUUCCAUGAUAUUUUACAAAAAAUUAAUGAACUUCAAGAGUUUUUAAAUGAUUCCAAAACAUUUUUACCUGCUUAUAAUAUGAAGAAGUGUUCUAAUGAAAUCAAAGACAUAACAAAGUGUUAUGAGCAAUUGCAUGAAAAAUUACAACCUAAGAAAAAAUUUACUUUUGGUAAACGACCAACUAAAUCAAUAGUCAAACCGAAAGAAGACAGAUUUGAACCAAUAAAUGAAUCAAAAGUUUAUAAAGAAGAUUUAGGGUUCAAAAAUCGUUCUGAUGAAAAUCUAAUACUUACGGAAGAUGAAACUUUUUCGAAAGAUAUAGCUUUAGAUGUAUUGACCAAUUGCAAUGUCAUUAUUUGUGGUACACCUAGUACUGUGCGUGUGACAUCAUUGUCAACGUGCAAAAUAUUUGCAUGUGCAAGCACAUCGAUUUUUGUUGAAAACUGCAAGGAUACAAUAUUUGUAUGCGCAUCUCAACAAUUGCGUAUUCAUGAUUCUAUUGCAACUGAUUUUUAUAUUUAUGUUACUAGUAGUGCUAUAAUAGAAAACUGUAAACAAUUACGAUUUGCUCCUCUUACACUCAAUAGCCUACUUCUUAAAAAAUCAUUUGAAAUAGCUAGUUUUGAUGAAUCUAAUAAUAAUUGGAAAAUUAUAAAUGAUUUUGAUUGGUUGUCAUCUUACGAGCCAUCACCAAAUUGGUGUGAAAUACCAGAAGAAGAACGCGAUCAACCUUCAGAAAAAAAUUAUGUUUAG